CCCUUCCUGGGGAGGAAAAAAAAGAGAGAGAGAGAGAAAAUCAAGUCGCAGCCGGCUUGGGCCGGUGUUGCGGGCGGGCGUGGGAGACGCUGAGGCUGCGAGGGCUUCCCCAGCUGUUUCCAACUGACCCAAGUGUGAAGUGAGGUGUGAACAGGGAGGCCUCUGACUGAGCCCGAGCCCACUGACUGCCCAGGAGAGAGGCCCUUGAGGACCUGGCCUGCAACAGACUGGCUGGAGGGUCCCCCACUGACUGAGGCCAUCCUGCCUGAAAGUCAGGAAACACAGGGGCCCUGGUUGUAUAAUAAGAGUACACUUGAAAAAUGCCUUGUCCUUAUCUGAAAACCCAGAUGGAAGAAUACCAGCCCUGAAGUUGCUUUUCUUAAAACUGGAAUGAAAGGUUUCUGAAAUUCUCUACCUAGGAGGAGUUAGAGAAAGACUUUCUGGCUAAGUAGAAGAAGCACACCCACUAAGAGAGAACCCAGUGCAGUGACCAGCACAGCUUGUGGAACCUGACACCCUUGACUCCUGGGAACGUGGAAGGAGUUGCUGCUCUAUGAAUUCCAUCAUUUUCUCAGGGUGUCUGUCUUUUUCUCCUAACUGCCUGCUUCUACUUAGAAAAUUCAAGCCUUCAGAUGCUGUUGCACUUAUCACUUUGCUCAAGGUUAAAGAAAACAAUUAUCGGGGACAUGGGGAUAGUGUGGACCAGCUUUGUUGGCACCCAAGUAAUCCUGACCUCUUUGUCACCGCGUCUGGAGACAAAACCAUUCGCAUCUGGGAUGUGAGGACUACUAAAUGCAUUGCCACUGUGAACACUAAAGGGGAGAACAUUAAUAUCUGCUGGAGUCCCGAUGGACAGACCAUUGCUGUGGGCAACAAGGAUGAUGUGGUGACCUUUAUUGAUGCCAAGACACACCGUUCCAAAGCGGAGGAGCAGUUCAAGUUUGAAGUCAAUGAAAUCUCUUGGAAUAAUGACAAUAACAUGUUCUUUCUGACAAAUGGCAAUGGUUGUAUCAACAUCCUCAGCUACCCAGAGCUGAAGCCUGUGCAGUCCAUCAAUGCUCAUCCUUCCAACUGCAUCUGCAUCAAAUUUGACCCCAUGGGGAAGUACUUUGCCACAGGAAGUGCAGAUGCUUUGGUCAGCCUUUGGGAUGUGGAUGAGUUAGUGUGUGUUCGGUGCUUUUCCAGGCUGGAUUGGCCUGUGAGGACCCUCAGUUUUAGCCAUGAUGGAAAAAUGCUGGCAUCAGCUUCAGAAGAUCAUUUUAUUGACAUUGCUGAAGUAGAGACAGGAGACAAGCUAUGGGAGGUGCAGUGUGAGUCCCCGACCUUCACCGUGGCUUGGCACCCCAAAAGGCCUCUGCUGGCAUUUGCCUGUGAUGACAAAGAUGGCAAAUAUGACAGCAGUCGGGAAGCAGGAACUGUGAAGCUGUUUGGGCUUCCUAAUGACUCCUGAUAGGGGGACCUGAUGUAGGGAGAGGAGGCACUGGCAGAGGCGUUCCUUUGUGUGUUAGUUUGGUCUGUUCUCUUGGAGUUGGUGGGCACCUCACGUAUUUGUAAAUUGGUAUAAAUUAUAUACGUUUUUGUCAGUCUGCCUAUUCCAGUUCCCUUCUUGUAUUAUGAGCUCUUCCCAUUCUUUCCACCCUGCAGGAGGGCUCUGCAUGAUAACACCAGCAUAUCUUGUCCUCUGGGGACCUCCUGUCUUCCCUGCUUUUAGAUGUAUGGUAGACUUUGUUGUGUUUGCUUCUGUGUGGACAAUACCUACUUUGGGGGAGUGAGUGAGGGAGGGUGAGAUGGGGAUGGAGAUUUUUUAUAAUAAAGAAAUGUACAUACUUUUGAGAAUUGAGCAUUUAAUAAAACUGAAUUUAAUUAUGGGA
Molecule: messenger RNA, 1871 nt
Organism: Acinonyx jubatus (cheetah)
Lineage: Eukaryota; Metazoa; Chordata; Mammalia; Carnivora; Felidae
Gene: THOC3
Product: THO complex subunit 3
Exons: 8
Coding region: 554-1450 (298 amino acids)
Biological process (GO): mRNA export from nucleus
Cellular component (GO): THO complex part of transcription export complex
Molecular function (GO): protein binding
Source: RefSeq, a predicted model, not a curated record